Molecule: messenger RNA, 2713 nt
Organism: Callorhinus ursinus (northern fur seal)
Lineage: Eukaryota; Metazoa; Chordata; Mammalia; Carnivora; Otariidae
Gene: KCNE4
Product: potassium voltage-gated channel subfamily E regulatory subunit 4
Biological process (GO): membrane repolarization during action potential; regulation of heart rate by cardiac conduction; potassium ion export across plasma membrane
Cellular component (GO): membrane; voltage-gated potassium channel complex
Molecular function (GO): transmembrane transporter binding; voltage-gated potassium channel activity involved in ventricular cardiac muscle cell action potential repolarization; delayed rectifier potassium channel activity
Source: RefSeq, a predicted model, not a curated record
UCUGCCACGACCAACCUCUGUUGUAAAUCUUCCUCCCAGAACACGUGACGAUGCAUUUCUUGACUAUAUAUCCCAAGGGCAGAAGCAGAGUUGUCAGAGCGCGGAGCCCCGCAGAGAGGAAGGACGCCCUCAGACUUGGCCAUUUAGCAACGCAGGACUUCGGAAGAAUUUGCCAGCCGUGGACCCUGGCUGUGUGCGUGGCGCUUCAAUGCUGAAGAUGGAGCCUCUGAACAGCACGCACCCCAGCACCGCAGCCCCCAGCAGCCACCUGGUGUCCCACGUGCCCGGCAGUGAGAGCGGCAACGGCAACGAAUACUUCUACGUUCUGGUGGUCAUGUCCUUCUACGGCAUUUUCUUGAUCGGAAUCAUGCUGGGCUAUAUGAAAUCUAAGAGGCGGGAGAAGAAGUCCAGCCUCCUGCUGCUGUACAAAGAUGAGGAGAGGCUCUGGGGGGAGGCCAUGAAGCCGCUGCCCAUGGUGUCGGGCCUGAGGUCGGUGCAGGUGCCCAUGAUGCUGAACAUGCUGCAGGAGAGUGUGGCGCCUGCCCUGUCCUGUACCCUCUGCUCCAUGGAAGGAGACAGCGUGAGCUCCGAGUCCUCCUCCCCAGACGUGCACCUCACCAUCCAGGAGGAGGGGGCAGAUGAUGAGCUGGGGGAGACUUCAGAGACGCUCCUCAACGAAAGCAGCGAAGGGUCCUCAGAGAACAUCCAUCAGAAUUCCUAGCACCCCCAGGGCCCCUGGAGGCGGCCCCAUCAGCCAGCACCCUUAGAGAGAGGAAGGACACUUCUCGUGUCCGGUUUCACUUUUACAGGGCAGCUGUCACUUUAAAGAGACCGUUGGCGAGCCCCUGCGUGGGGGCGGUGGGGGACAAGACUCCACUGGAGUCAGCAGCCAGGAGUCUACGCCAGGCCUGUGGUGCAGACCUGCCACUGAAAAGCCCCGAAGAUGUGCAGUGUGCACCUUGACUUUGGGGCCUGGGGCUUGGGGUUCCAGUUCCGAAUUCGGCAGGUUGCUGUGCUUGCUGUUGUUUUCUCGCUGGAUGCCCUGGGUAACCCCUGGGGCAUCUGCCCACUCCCAGGGCUGCCCAAUGCCUAGAACAUGCAGAGGGACUGGUUCUGAUCUGCUAAUCUGCCUAGAGCUUUGCUCUAGAUCUGAUGGGCUGUAAGUACCCCUACGGUGUUCCCAGCAGGUUACAGAGCUUCCUUUGGAGGUUUUUUUGGGUUAGAGGGGGAUGUCUGAUGGAGGGUUUUUGAUGGCAGAAAGCUGGAGAGUCAAACCUGGUUCUUUUGCAUAAUAUUGUAAAAAAAAAAAAAGCAACUUUGACAACCUGUUAACAUUAGCUGGGAUUAUAAAACAGAAUCUGUUAUUUUGAGGCUUUGUCUAACCUAUGACCCUGGACUCUGACCUCAGACCAUCCAGCAUCGCAUGCUGGCAUGACGUUUUCUUGGUUGGAACGGCUUCUCCAGAAUCGAACCUGCACUCUGAAUAGCUGUGCAGGGGACUCUUCCUGAUCUUUCUAGAAGGGGUGAUGGUGGGGUUGAACAAGGCCAAGCCAUUAGCUCUGCUGCUGCUUUUUUUCCAGCCUAGUUUUCUGAGCUGGGAGCUGACAUAAAGUGGGCCUCCACGAUAUGGCAUUUUGUCGCGUAGCCGAGACCUAGAAGGGCAUACUCAGGUGGAGUUGUACAAAGCGGGGGUCCAGGUUCUGUUUUCCGAUCCCGAGCCCUGACACUGAUAUGCUGUGUGGUCCCGGGCGUGUCAUCAAGAGGCUUACUGCCUUUAUGAGACUCCUGAAUCUACAACCCCAGGGGGCUGGGAGGAUGUCUUUGGAUUUUAAGACUCUGUGAUAAAUCCUGUAUGGCCUGGUGUGAGGAAGCUUGGACAAAAUAUUUCCCACUUGGCCAGUUAGUCUGAGAACAGAUCUGCUUAUUUAAAGUUGCAGUUGGAGACUCAGAACACAUGUAACUGGGAAAUUCAGGACGAAUCACCACCCCGUUCAUGCUGUCAUUUUCCCGGCAGUGAACUAGGGAGGCAGGUAUCACAUUUUACUCUGCAAAGUUCCCUGGGUAGUAGAAUGUUAAUACUUCAGCCGAGAAACCAGAAAUCUAAAAGCAAAUGUUCAGGAAUGCUUGCUAAUAUCUCCGUGUAUUCCUGCGGUCAGUAGCUUUGUAACAGACCCAUUAGGCCCUUAAAGGCAAGCAGGAAGAGAAACACACCAAAAGGUCAAAUUUAAUUCUAGUAAAAACAAAAAAAAAAAAAAAUUUUUUUUUUUUUUUAAACAUGCUCUUCCUUGAUUGAAGAUAGCAGUAACUACUGUUCCCAUAAGGGUUAAUAGUAGAUGAGCUGGUUUAUCAGUUUGCCCUCACACAGUGCUAGAGGACAUUUAUGUUUUGGGGGAAAAGGGCCCUCCGUUCACUUUAAAAUUCAGAGUGUGGAUUUACUCCAAAGGGGGCUGUUUGAGGUGAAAGAAGCCAAGUUCAGUUUGGCCCCUUGCCUGGAAUCACUUGAAUUCUGAAGCUUUACUGCGAGGGACAUGUGCGUUGUCACAUUUUCCAUUGCUUAAUCCUGAAGUUUGGUGCAAGUCUAUCUGCGCCUGUUAAAAAAGUGAUGUAUAUACUUCCUUCUUAUUCUAUUAAGUUGUAUAAAAUCGUCUUCUGUAUUUAACAGUUUGUAAUUUUCACACUAUUUUUUAAUUUAAAUAAACAAACACAUUUUCCC